Molecule: messenger RNA, 1825 nt
Organism: Myxocyprinus asiaticus (Chinese sucker)
Lineage: Eukaryota; Metazoa; Chordata; Actinopteri; Cypriniformes; Catostomidae
Gene: rnf115a
Product: ring finger protein 115a
Exons: 9
Coding region: 44-970 (308 amino acids)
Biological process (GO): ubiquitin-dependent protein catabolic process; protein ubiquitination; positive regulation of DNA-templated transcription
Cellular component (GO): cytoplasm; nucleoplasm
Molecular function (GO): ubiquitin protein ligase activity
Source: RefSeq, a predicted model, not a curated record
GGACCGACUUCCAGCGCUGCUGUUUGGGAGUCUCACGGAAAACAUGGCGGAGGCUGCGGCGGUCUCUCCGCAUCGCUUCUUCUGUCACUGUUGUAAGGGUGAAGUGAGCCCUAAACUCCCGGAGUUUAUCUGUCCCAGAUGUGACUCAGGCUUCAUUGAGGAGGUUACAGAAGACUCCAGUCUUCUGGACAGUAGUUCAAAUAGCCUUGAUGACACAGCUUCACAGUUUGCUGAGCUAUGGCAGCUGUUGUUUGUGGAGAGGCCGUUUAGUAUGGAUCUAGACAGUCCUGAUGCCGAGCGAGUCCUUGGAGGUGGUGGUGGUUCUGGGAGUCUUGGAGUAGGGUCAUUUGGCGGUUCUGUCCCAGGUGGGCUUGGUGGACCCCUAGGGAGCCCUUUAGGUGGAGGAGAACACUGGGGUUCUCGUCCUCGCCUGCACAGUCAGAGGAGGUACCGAUCCAGAGGAAGCAGUCGACCAGAUCGCUCUCCUGCUGUUGAGGGAAUAGUACAGCAGUUUCUAGCUGGCCUUUUCGCUAAUUCAGGAGUACCAGGCUCUCCUCCACUAUCAUGGACUGGCAUGCUGCACUCAAACCCUGGGGACUACGCCUGGGGACAGGGAGGUCUGGAUGCAGUUAUCACACAGUUACUGAGUCAGUUUGAGAACACAGGUCCCCCUCCUGCUGACAAAGAGAAAAUCUCCUCCCUCCCCACAGUUAACAUCACUCAGAAACAUGCUGAAUGCAAUAUGGAAUGCCCUGUAUGUAAAGAAGACUACAAGGUUGGCGAACCAGUCAGGCAGCUACCCUGUAACCACAUUUUCCAUAGCGAAUGCAUCGUGCCCUGGCUUGAAAUGCACGACACGUGUCCUGUGUGCAGGAAGAGUCUGAACGGGGACGAUAGUAGUACUCAAUCCACAUCAGAGCCUUCUUCCCGAAAUACUGAUCCUCGCACACCAGAGAGAUGGUCCUUCUGAGACAUACACGUCCGCCCAUCUCACCCUAAACCCUGUGUCUGACUCAGAUUGUGGGUUUGCACCAUUUGGCUCUCUCUGUCUUAACCCAAGCUUCUGUUUCUUUAUCCUUUUUUUCCUCUAUUUGUUUGUUUAUCAUCUCUUGUGGUCAUCUCUCAACACUAGUUUGUUUUUACUAUGUUUUGUUUACUCUCUUCUUAUUUGUGUCUAAGAGUCUAUCCCACUGUAUUUCUGUCUAUCCAUAUUCCCAGAAGUCUUUGGUUCCUUCUAGAGUUAUUUGAAGCAGUUUGCCCAGAUAUACCCUGCCUGUUUCUACAAUGAUUUGAACAAACAAACAAACAAACAAUGCAGGAUGAGGGUAAGAUUGUGCAUAUGUAGUUACUACAGCAGCACAAUUCCCAACCCAUACUUGGAAUGUACAGUAUUCUGUUUCCCAUAGAAACAAACUGUACUCCCUGGAUAGCACCUCUUAUUGUUCAAUGUGAAUAUUUGUUGGGAUGGGGGUGCCGUGUCUUUGCGGUUUAUAAAAGUUCCUUUUCCCAAGACCUUUCAUUGUUCUAUCAAUCAUGAAAUUUUGUUUCCUUCCCUCCAGCUCUGGUGUGUAUAUAUCACAAACCCAUCAGUUCAGUUGCGUUAAAAGCCUGAAAAGUUCUUUUCACUCUUUUUUUUUUUGUUCUCUUAUACAGUUUUUUUCUAAUGUAAAUAAUUUUAGUUGGAAAACUCAUUUAAGGAAGACAAAAAAAAAACACUGAUGAUGAAAAUGACAGUGAAUUGCUAAAAAGUAUAUAUAUAAAUAUAUAUUAUAUGAUGUGUAUGACCAUGAUGUAUUAAUAAUAAAACUGAAUAAAAACCAGGAAA